Cylindrotheca closterium is the source of this 585-nucleotide messenger RNA. NCBI's taxonomy places the organism in Eukaryota, Bacillariophyta, Bacillariophyceae, Bacillariales, Bacillariaceae. The record is from the annotation of a GenBank genome assembly.
AUGGCGCAUGACACGGGUGAUUUCUGCGUCAUGAAGGAAGAGGACGCGGGCGCCAUCUUGGUAUACCGCAAGGGGGACAUUGGUUGUGGUGAUGCCGAUCAAUCGGUCAAACCGGGAAAGGAUGGAAUGCAUCCGACGGAUGUAGCAACGGAGUGGGGACUUUUCACUGCGAAUAAAAAGUUUUUCUUCCCCAUGGUUACCGUUCUUCUGAUGGGAGAAACGCGUUUUUAUGCGCCAAACAAGGUCUGGAUUCUGAAGGAAAUCGGAAAUGGAUACUUUGCGUUUAAACUUGUCGAAACAGGUAACAUCUUCGACACAAAAUGCAAUGGAAAUGCCGUCAAAGGUUGCUUGGUCGCCAAUAUUUUUGUUGGCGGAAGUUUGGGCAUACUCGGACAGGCGGUGGCCAUCGAGGAGGCCGAUACUGUUCCAGUCUUCACAUGUUUUCCAGAGACCGUCUCGGUGGGCUUUGGUGUCGAUAUUGCGGUGCUCGAGGUGUUGUUGCAUGUCGAGGGUGUAGGGCUCAAGUUUAUUGGGAACGUUUUCAUGGCGCUCCACUUCAGCAAUGGUGGCAUGAAUAUCGGGUGA